This is a messenger RNA of Vigna radiata var. radiata (mung bean), 5437 nucleotides long. RefSeq names its product seed linoleate 9S-lipoxygenase-2-like. The coding region runs from base 152 to 5329 and encodes 1725 amino acids. The transcript has 18 exons. Gene Ontology annotation, biological process: lipid oxidation. The record is from RefSeq and is a predicted model, not a curated record. Gene Ontology annotation, molecular function: oxidoreductase activity, acting on single donors with incorporation of molecular oxygen, incorporation of two atoms of oxygen; metal ion binding; protein binding. NCBI's taxonomy places the organism in Eukaryota, Viridiplantae, Streptophyta, Magnoliopsida, Fabales, Fabaceae.
UUCGUCCCAUUAUGCAAAAACUCUGAGUGAAUUUCUGUAUAUAUUUUACUCAUAAGAUGGAGUGAAGCAGAAAAUUAUCUUUGAAAUAAGCUUCUUUGUAGGAACAAGGCUCUCCCACAGCCUCUGCAACUGUGUUUUUAAGGUGACAAACAUGUCGAACGGUCGCAAAAUGAAGGGGACACUGGUUUUGAUGACGAAGAAUGUGUUGAACUUCAAUCACAAAGUUACAAAAGCUGAUGCCAUCUGCACCUCUAAGAUUGAGAUGCGAUUGCUCGGUGCUGCUGGUAAGGAUUCAAAGAAAGCCUUGUGGGAGAAACAUCCUGCUUCGCCAUCAAACUCGGGACAUGGAGAAGAUUCAUUCAGUGUUACUUUUGAAUUGGAUAAGAAUUUUAAAACUCCAGAAGCAUUUUCCAUCAAAAACUCAAUGCAAUCUGAGUUUUUCCUUGUCAGUCUCACCCUUGAAGGCAAUUCAAAUGACGGAACCAUUCACUUUGUUUGCAAUUCAUGGAUUUACAGAGCUCAAGAAAAACGUACUUUCUUUGUCAACAAGGCGUAUCUUCCGGAUAAAACUCCAAAAUUUUUGGUAGAGCACAGAAAAAAGGAAUUGAAAAGUCUGAGAGGAGAUGGAAAAGGAACACGCAAAGAACAUGAUAGGAUCUAUGAUUAUGAUGUGUAUAAUGAUUUGGGCAACCCAGACACGAGAGCAGAUCUUGUUCGUCCUGUUCUUGGAGGUUCUAGUGCCUAUCCUUACCCUCGCAGAGGAAGAACAGGCAGAAAAGCAACAAAUACAGACAAGAACAGUGAGACACCAAGCAGCCACACUUACAUUCCGAGAGAUGAAAAUUUUGGUCACUUGAAGUCGUCAGACUUCCUUAUAUAUGGAAUAAAGCUCUUUUCAGAGAAUGUCACUACUCAGUUUAAGUCUGAUUCUGGUUUAAGGAAUGAGUUUGAUAAGUUUGAUGACAUUCAUGAACUCUUUGAAAGAGGACUACCUCAUAAUCUUCCAGAAGACGUAGUCAGAAACAUUAAGGAAAUCUCCCCCAUUAUUGGUGAACGGUUCCUUAAGUUUCCAACACCUGAUGUCAUCAGAGUUAGUAAGUCUGCAUGGAUGACUGAUGAUGAAUUUGGAAGAGAGAUGCUUGCUGGAGUUAAUCCUUGCGUAAUUCAACGCCUUCAAGAGUUCCCUCCAAAGAGUAAGCUAGAUGCUUCUAAGUAUGGUGAUCAAACUAGCACAAUCACCAGAGAACAUUUGAAGAAAAACCUUGGUAACGUUGAAGAGGCACUGAAUGAUAACAAAUUGUUCAUAUUAGAUUACCAUGAUGCAUUCUUACCAUAUCUGAAGAAGAUCAAUGAAUUGCCCACCACAAAGUCUUACGCCACAAGGACAAUAUUCCUUUUCUUGAAAGAUGAUGGCACAUUGAAGCCUUUGGCUAUUGAAUUAAGUCUACCAAAUCCUGAGGGAGAUAGGUUUGGUGCUCAUAGUACAGUCAUCUUGCCUGAAAAACAAGGCGUUAAAGGCACAAUUUGGCAAUUGGCCAAGGCUUAUGUUCUGGUAAACGACUCCAGUUAUCAUCAACUCGUGACCCACUGGUUAAAUACUCACGCCAUAAUCGAGCCAUUUGUCAUAGCAACAAAUAGAAAUCUCAGUGUGCUCCACCCUAUUCAUAAACUUCUAUCACCACACUAUCGUGGCACCAUGAAUGUUAACGGAAUUGCUCGACAAUCACUCUUCAACGCAGGUGGCAUUAUUGAGCAAUCUUUUAUGCCUGGUCCUCACGCUUUGGAAAUAUCUUCAGCAGCUUACAAGAAUUGGGUUUUCACUGAUCAAGCCCUUCCUAAUGAUCUUGUCAAGAGAGGAAUGGCGAUUAAGGAUCCAUCUGCCCCACAUGGACUUCGUCUUGUGAUAGAAGACUACCCUUAUGCUGUUGAUGGACUAGAGAUUUGGAGUGCUAUAGAGAGAUGGGUUAAGGACUAUGUCGACUUGUAUUAUUUCAAAGACAGUGAUGUUAAUAACGACACUGAACUCGGAGACUGGUGGAAGGAAGUUGUUAAGAAGGGUCACGGUGACUUAAAAGAUAAGCCAUGGUGGCCUAAGUUGAAAACUCUUCAAGAUCUGUAUCAAAUUUGCAGUAUUAUCAUAUGGACUGCUUCAGGUCUGCAUGCAGCUGUUAAUUUCGGACAAUAUCCUUAUGGUGGAUUUAUCCUCAACCGUCCAACUCUUAGCAGAAGAUUGAUCCCGGAAAAAGGAAAAGCAGAAGGAUUAGAAUAUGAUGAGAUGGAGAAGAAUCCUGAAAAGGCUUAUUUGAGAACAUUUACACCUAAGUACGAGACUCUUAUGCACCUUUCAGUGAUAGAGAUAUUGUCAAGACAUGCUUCUGAUGAGGUGUACCUUGGACAGAGGGACAAUCCAAAUUGGAUUGAUGACAAAAAGGCUCUUCGAGCUUUUGAAAAGUUUGGAGAAAAGCUGAAGGAAAUUGAAGAUAAAAUCAUGGAGAGGAACAAAGAUUCAAGGCUUAGAAACCGUGUUGGAUCGGUUCAGAUGCCUUACACUUUGCUUGUUCCUAGCUGUGAAGAUGAAGGUCUCACUUUCAGAGGAAUUCCCAACAGUAUCUCUAUCUUUGGAAUAAAAUCUCUGAAUGUUGGGAACUUGGAUUUUUACUUGGACUUGCACAAGCUUAGGCCUUCUUCAAUCAACUUUCCAAAAGCAAGAAAUAGCAUAAAAAUGUUUUCAGGGAUUCAAGGACUGUUGAACAGAAGCAAGAAGUUGAAGGGAACUGUGGUGUUGAUGCAUAAGAAUGUGCUGGAUAUCAACGCCAUUAAGUCAGCUAAAAGCGCCGCCGGUAUCCUCCGCGGCGCCGCCGGUGUCGUCAGUGAUCUGGUGGGAAACUCAGUCGACACUCUCACUUGCUGUGUGGGACGAUCUGUGGCUCUCUGGUUGAUCAGCGCCACCGCUGCCGAUGGAAAUGGACAUGGAAAAGUGGGAAAGAAGACAUAUCUGGAAGGAAUUAUUACCUCGAUACCAACUUUGGGAGCUGGCCAAUGUGCAUUUGAUAUUCAUUUUGAAUGGGACAGUGACAUGGGAAUUCCUGGAGCCUUUUUAAUACAAAAUCAUAUGCAACUUGAGUUCUUCCUAGUCAGUUUAACUCUUGAAGAUAUUCCUAAUCAUGGAACCAUGCACUUUUCUUGUAACUCUUGGCUUUACAACUAUAAAAAUUACGAAAAGGAUCGUAUUUUCUUUGCCAACGAGACAUAUAUUCCAAGUGAAACACCAGGACCACUAGUGAGUUACAGAGAGGCAGAAUUGCAGACUCUAAGAGGAAAUGGAACAGGAAAACGUAAGGAAUGUGACAGAAUUUAUGAUUACGAUGUUUACAAUGAUUUGGGCAAACCCGACAGCAGUGAAAACCUUGCUCGCCCAGUUCUUGGAGGAUCUGUCACUUAUCCCUACCCUCGAAGAGGAAGAACUGGUAGAAAACCUACCAAAAAAGAUCCCAACAGUGAGAAACUGAGCGAUAAUUUUUACGUUCCGAGAGAUGAAAAUUUCGGUCAUUUGAAGUCAUCUGAUUUCCUUACUUAUGGGGUAAAAGCUGUAUCUCGAAACUUCUUGCCACUGCUCAGAUCUUCAUUUGAUCUGAAUUUCACACCAAAUGAGUUUGAUAGCUUCGAAGAUGUACGUCAACUAUGUGAAGGUGGAAUUAAACUGCAUACAGAUCUACUCUGCAAAAUUAGCCCUUUACCUGUGCUCAAAGAAAUCUUUCGCACAGAUGGUGAAAACGUCCUCCAGUUUUCAGUGCCUCAUGUAAUCAGAGUUAGUAAAUCUGCAUGGAUGACCGAUGAAGAAUUUGCAAGAGAGAUGAUUGCAGGUGUAAAUCCUUGCUUGAUUACCCGUCUAAAAGAGUUUCCACCUCAAAGCAAGUUGGAUCCCUCCAUCUAUGGUGAUCAAUCCAGUAAAAUAACUAAGCAACACUUGGAGAUUAACCUUGAAGGGUUCACAGUAGAUAAGGCAAUUGAAGGCAAGAGACUGUUCAUAUUAGAUCACCAUGAUGUGUUUAUGCCGUUUUUGACAAGGCUAAACGAAUUAAAAAAUACAAAGGCUUAUGCCACGAGGACAAUCCUUUUCUUGAAAGAUGAUGGGACCUUAAAGCCAUUGGUCAUCGAAUUAAGUUUGCCAAAUUCAGUUGAACAACGACGUGGUUCCAUCAGUAAAGUGAUAUUGCCCGCAAAACUUGGAGUUGAAAGUACAAUUUGGCUGUUAGCCAAGGCUCAUGUUAUUGUGAAUGAUUCCUGCUAUCAUCAGCUCAUAAGCCACUGGUUGAAUACUCAUGCUGUAAUCGAACCCUUUGUCAUAUCAACAAACAGAAAUCUCAGUGUUCUUCAUCCUAUUUAUAAACUUCUAUUUCCUCAUUAUCGUGACACAAUGAAUAUCAAUGCACUUGCUCGGGAAUCACUAAUCAAUGCCGAUGGCGUUAUAGAGCAAUCCUUUUUGGGUGGAAAGUAUGCAGUGGAGAUAUCUUCGGCAGCUUACAAAAAUUGGGUGUUUCCUGAGCAAGCCUUACCUACUGAUCUUAUAAAGAGAGGCAUGGCUAUUAAGGAUUCAUCUUCUCGAAAUGGUCUUAGUCUUGUGAUAAAGGACUACCCGUAUGCUGUUGAUGGAUUAGAGAUAUGGAACGCUAUCGAGACAUGGGUCCGUGAAUAUGUCUUGUUGUAUUAUGUUACAGAUGAUGCGGUUAAAAAGGAUAUUGAACUUCAAGCUUGGUGGAAAGAAGUUGUUGAAAAGGGUCACGGUGACUUAAAAGAUAAGCCAUGGUGGCCUAAAUUACACAGUCGUGAAGAGCUGAUUCGAUCUUGUAGUACCAUCAUAUGGAUUGCUUCAGCUUUUCAUGCAGCAGUUAAUUUUGGACAAUAUCCUUAUGGUGGCUUUAUCCUGAAUCGUCCAACUCUAAGCAGAAGAUUGAUUCCAGAAAAGGGAACUCCAGAAUAUGAAGAGAUGACAAAGAAUCCUCAAAAGGCUUAUUUGAGAACGAUUACACCAAAGUAUCAGGCUCUUGUUGACCUUUCAGUGAUAGAGAUAUUAUCAAGACAUGCUUCUGAUGAGGUGUACCUUGGACAGAGGGACAAUCCAAAUUGGACCUCCGAUUCAAGGGCUAUAGAAGCCUUUAAAAAGUUUGGAAAAAGGCUAAAAGAGAUUGAGACAAAAAUCUCAGAAAGGAAUCAUGAUCCAAAUCUUAAAAAUCGAACUGGACCAGCUGAAUUGCCUUACACUUUGCUUCUUCCUACUAGUGAAACGGGGUUGACUUUUAGAGGAAUUCCCAACAGCAUCUCUAUCUGAAUUUAGGUUGUUUUUAACUUAAUAUAGUGUUAUAAUGUCUCUCUGUGUGUAUUCUUGUAUUGUGCUUAACUUUUUCAGAAGGUUUGUUAUGUUAUGAUUUGUUGUUAG